Molecule: messenger RNA, 1962 nt
Organism: Sordaria macrospora k-hell
Lineage: Eukaryota; Fungi; Ascomycota; Sordariomycetes; Sordariales; Sordariaceae
Source: RefSeq, a predicted model, not a curated record
AUGGCGUGCCGUGUGAACUUGAUCAAACCUCUCUUCUACUUUCUUGUCCUCUGUCAAGGUGUCUUGGCCAUUGACCUCAGCCAGUUGUGCGGCUCUAGCGACCCUAACCUCCUGAUCCCUCGUCAGUACACUGAGGAGGACCUCGACGAGACAAACGGCUACGUCAGUUUCCAUCCCGAAGGUGCCACCGAGGGCUUCAAAUACGACAACUAUGCACCUGUUGGAAUCCAAAGACACUACUAUCUCGACAUUGCCAAGCAUACGAUUGCGCCUGAUGGAAACCCUCGAGAGGCUCGUCUCUUCAAUGGCACCUACCCCGGACCCCUGAUUGAGGCCUGUUGGGGCGACACAGUCAUCGUCCAUGUCACCAAUAGCCUCGAUGACGAAGGUACUGUCAUUCACUGGCACGGUCUUCGUCAAUACUAUAGCAACGACCAAGAUGGCGUGGCCCUGACGCAGUGUCCUAUCGCUAGAGGUUCCACGUGGACGUACAACUUUACCAUGCUGCAGUAUGGUACUACCUGGUAUCACAGCCAUUACUCUGUGCAGUACGCCGAUGGCGUUCUCGGGCCCCUCGUGAUCCAUGGCCCGGCCAGCGCCCCCUAUGACGUUUCAUACGCAUGGCCGCACUUCAUGACGGACUGGGUACACAGACGGGCUGAGGAAGAGUUUGAAAACGAGAAGAGUUCCAAGGUCCGUGGAUCAAAAGCGGACAACAUCUUGUUGGAUGGUGUUGGCAGAGAUCCGAAAGCGACGUCUGCUUAUGAUGGCGAAGACAUUCGAUGGUUAUACCCCAUCACUGAGAUCCUUCCAGGGCAGAAGGUGCGGUUGCGAGUUAUCAAUGGGGCGGCCGGAACGUCGUUUAUCUUCUCCGUUGACGGACAUAAGAUAGAGGUCAUUGCCAAUGAUCUAGUGCCUGUUAAGCCAACAGCCGUUGACUCGCUUCUUGUCGCUAUCGGUCAACGGUACGAUGUCAUCAUCCAUGGCCUUCCGAACCCUUCCCCAGCAGGCAAUUACUGGAUUCGCACUACGCCAGCAGACGGCUGCAAUACGUUCCGCAACGGAGUCUUCAACAGCACCAACAGCACGAAUAAGGAACCUCUCGAUCCGCGAACCGGGAUCCUACACUAUGACAUCCCCAACGCCACGUACUUUUCUCUUCCCUAUUCAACCGAAAACAAGAUCCCAAACUACUCCUGUGCCCGCAUAGCGGAACAAAAUUCAUUCCACCCCGUAGUUGCUUGGAACGUCUCAAAAACACCGCUGAAUAACCUCGCCCUCUCGACCUUCUAUCCCGCUCACCAGACCAAGGAUGCCACCAAAUAUGGCAACUACACACACUGGCUGCUCCGUCUGGACCCCCUGAUUGAGAAGGAGAGAGCCGUCAAGUUUCACAAUCCCCUGUUCGUCAACUACAGCACUCCGUCGCUCCUCAACCUCACUAGUAUCGGUCAAGGGGAGAACGAUAAUGUCGUGCGGCUGCCCUAUUCUUCCAACUCCAAUGAAUUCAUCCACAUGGUCAUCGACGGCUCUUUGUUGCCUUCCACUAAGCAGACUGACUUGGAUCCGGACGUCAUUCCUCGCCUUGCACACCCGAUGCACUGGCAUGGGUCGGAUGUGGUUCUGUUAGCCCAGAGCGAGCAGCCAUUUGACCCGGAAACAUCCCGUGACACUUGGAAUUAUGAUAACCCGCCGAGACGUGACACUAUCAUGGCACCCGCGGGCGGGUAUGUCGCGGUGGCGUUCAAGCCGGAUAACCCGGGUGUGUGGCUAGUUCAUUGUCAUAUUGCGUGGCAUGCCAGUGCUGGGCUGGCGUUGCAGAUGGUUAUUGAUGACGGUCAUGGUAUGGUCCAGGGACUGCUGGACGAUGAGAAGUUGCAGAGAUUGCGAGAUGGGUGUGACGAGUGGAAGGCAGAUUUGGGUAGGAUCGUUGCUAAUAAGAAGGAGGAUUCGGGAGUGUGA